Molecule: messenger RNA, 1776 nt
Organism: Umbelopsis ramanniana AG
Lineage: Eukaryota; Fungi; Mucoromycota; Umbelopsidomycetes; Umbelopsidales; Umbelopsidaceae
Exons: 3
Coding region: 68-1531 (487 amino acids)
Source: RefSeq, a predicted model, not a curated record
UAUCUUUUUUACCCGCCUUACAAAUAGCUUGAAAUCUACUCUACAUUCCUCGUUAACUGGCUUUCUAAUGUUCGGUAUGAUGAAGCAGUAUGGCAAAUGCCUCCUGCUAUUACUGCUUAUUCCAAUGGUGCAAGCUCAAUCAGUGUCCAAUCCCUUCUUCUUGCACACAUUAUGGCAGUACACUGGAUCCGAUAUCUCUGUUGGUACCGCCAACCUAAGUACCUCUGAAGUAGCGUCCUCUCAACUCUUCCAGACCAUUGAUCCGUAUGAUGAUCAAUCGGUUAGUCAAAUCAAUGACAGAGUCCUUCUGAAAUUCGGUACAGCAUGCAACGCCACCACCAAUUUCACCACCGUUCAAACCCUCAAUAGUAACGUCAUUGGCACUGUCAGUAAUGUCUCGAUCAUUGCCUUGAUCGAGAGAAGUGCCGACUGUUAUUGGGCCGAGAAAAUAGCCACAGCCCAAUCUAUUUCUUCAACCAACCAUCUCCUGCUGAAAGCUAUACUCAUUUACGAUAACAUAACUUAUAUGAACACCAACCCAGUCGUCAGUGCCGCUGAAGGCACUACAAGUACGCCAAGUUAUCCUGCAUCUCUGCCGAAUGAUCAAAACAUCACUUUUAUGAAGGAUAACAACAUCGAUCUCACCAGCUAUAAUGGGCUUCCCACUUAUUUUAUAUCCAAUGCCUACGGCUCCAAUUUAUCAUCCCUUGCUGACUCUGCCAAUGCUCAGUCUUCAGGUAACAACAAGAUGGUAUGGCUCGUUCGUCCCGUACUAGCUACUGUUUGCUGGUCAAAUUGUCCAGAUGGCUUCACGUCCAUGAUCUCCUCGGCAAAAGGUUAUCUCAGUUAUGUCAUUGCUUUGGCUGCUCUAUUUUUAGUAGCUGCUGUUUUGCUUCGCUGGUAUCGCAUGCGCAGGUAUAAUGCACAAUUGAGCAGAGGUGACAUCGAACGAGGCAUCCCAAUGCAUAAUCGUCCUGUCAACAAGGUCCAUCCUCUUCCCGUUGAUAUUCUCAAUACCUAUCCUAUUGAGAAGUAUUCCCCAUCCCUCGUCAAAAACGGAAGUUGUGCCAUUUGUCUGGACGACUUUGUUGUCGACAAGAAUGAAAUUCGAGUACUUCCAUGUGGGCACGGUUUUUGUACCGGUUGUAUAGAUCCUUGGUUAACCGACAAAUCUCCUCUAUGUCCUAUUUGCAAGCACGACUGUCUUCCUCCUGAUCUUCGCAAGAAUGCAGACUUGGUUGAACAGAACAACGCUGUACAACUAGGCGCUGCCUCCCCUUUCAAUACACCCUCGGCAGCAGCAGCAGCUGCUUUAGCGUCGACUUCAACCCCGGCUGCUUCUGUUCACUCACCUAAUGUCCAAGACCAUACAGAAGAGCCGGCCACUGAAACCAUUAACCAUGAACAACACACUGAUUUGGAAGGUACUAGCGUUGAUCACCAAAACGUGGAUGUAGCCCACCUGACGCCGCCACCACAUACACCACAAGACACCGAUGGCACCGAUACAGAACGGCACGGCACCCAGUAGUCGAUUUCAUAUUUCUUAAAGCUUUCCGAUUUUGAAAGAGCCUAUCCGCUCGACAAGAUUUGUAAUUUAAAGACUGUAAUUGUAAUUCUUUUUUUACGUUUUUGAAAAAUCAUAUUUGUAUGCCUUCACCUUUCUCAGCUCAUGUAUUUUUAAAAAGAUGUAUAAUUUAAACCAAAUUAAAGCAAAGCCAGGCAACUCUUUGACAAAAACAGAAUCUUUUUCUGGAUCCUUUUUUUUCUUUUUUU